Exophiala bonariae is the source of this 177-nucleotide messenger RNA. RefSeq lists its product as uncharacterized. The record is from RefSeq and is a predicted model, not a curated record. The coding region runs from base 1 to 177 and encodes 58 amino acids. NCBI's taxonomy places the organism in Eukaryota, Fungi, Ascomycota, Eurotiomycetes, Chaetothyriales, Herpotrichiellaceae. The transcript has a single exon.
AUGGCUAUUGGACGUGGCGGCUACAACACCCCCGCAGGCACUGUUCCCCAAAAAGGUCGCGGCGGGUACAACAAGCAGGGCCGUGGUGGCUACAACCGAACUCCCGUCGUGCAGGGUCGCGGCGGAUACAAUCGACAAGCAGCAGUUGCCAUCCAAGGUCGUGGUGGAUACAACUAA